AUGCACGCUCUUUCCACUCUCCUUUUCGCUGGACUCAGCACUGCGACCUACACUCUAUUGGAAGACUACCCAACCGACUCGUCAUUCUUUGACAAGUUCACCUUCUACACCGAGACCGACCCUACUGAUGGCUACGUGACUUACGUCGACAACUCUACUGCCGCAAGCGAUGGUCUGAUUAGCGCCUCGAGCGGCUCUGUCUACAUUGGUGUUGAUGACACCAAUGUUGCUAGUGGCUCUGGCCGCAACAGUGUGCGCCUCACCAGCACCAGCACCUACAACGAGGGUCUCGUCAUCUUGGAUUUGGCACACAUGCCCGGAAGCACCUGCGGUACUUGGCCUGCAUUCUGGAUGCUUGGCUCCGACUGGCCUAACAAUGGCGAGAUCGAUAUCAUUGAGGGUGUCAACCAGCAGUCCACCAACCAGAUGACCCUGCACACCAGCGACGGCUGCACCAUUAACAACUCGGGCUUCUCCGGUACUCUCGAAACCAGCAACUGCUACGUCGAGGCCUCCGGCCAGUCUUCCAACGCCGGUUGCGCUAUUAUUGACAGCUCCACUUCGUCUUACGGUGACGGAUUCAACAACGCCGAUGGUGGUGUUUACGCUACUGAGUGGACCAGCGACUCCAUCAACAUUUGGUUCUUCGCCAACGCAAGCGUUCCAUCCGAUAUUACCAGCGGUAGCCCCGAUCCCUCUGGCUGGGGUACUCCCGAUGCCAAGUUCUCCGGAGACUGUGAUAUCUCCUCGCACUUCAGCAACCUCCAGAUCGUCUUUGACAUUACUUUCUGCGGUGAUUGGGCUGGUGACGUCUGGUCUGACGGAAGCUGUGCCUCUUACGCCAGCACCUGCGAUGACUACGUUCAGAACAACCCCUCCGCUUUCUCCAACACCUACUGGAGCAUCAAUUCUCUCAAGGUCUACCAGGAAAGCACCAGCGCCAGCAUCAGUGUCAGCAUCGGCGAUGACAACAGCGAGUCCCACCACUCUCACGGUCACAGCCGUCGCUCUGCACACGGUCGUGGAAGCCGUAUGCACCGCCGUGCUGAACAUGCUCAAUAG
Messenger RNA from Penicillium malachiteum, 1062 nucleotides. Its product is annotated as glycoside hydrolase family 16 protein. The record is from RefSeq and is a predicted model, not a curated record. Gene Ontology annotation, biological process: glucan catabolic process. Bases 1 to 1062 code for a protein of 353 amino acids. The transcript has 4 exons. Gene Ontology annotation, molecular function: hydrolase activity, hydrolyzing O-glycosyl compounds. Lineage: Eukaryota; Fungi; Ascomycota; Eurotiomycetes; Eurotiales; Aspergillaceae.